AUGCACACCCUCGUGUUCCUGAGCACACGGCAGGUGCUCCAGUGCCAGCCGGCCGCCUGCCAGGCCCUGCCCUUGCUGCCACGAGAGCUCUUCCCCUUGCUGUUCAAAGUGGCCUUCAUGGACAAGAAGACAGUAGUGCUGCGUGAGCUGGUGCACACUUGGCCUUUCCCGCUGCUCAGCUUCCAGCAGCUGCUGCAGGAGUGUGCCCACUGCAGCCGGGCCCUGCUGCAGGAGCGGCCCAGCACAGAGAGCAUGCAAGCUGUGAUCCUGGGCCUGACUGCCCGACUCCACACCCCGGAGACUGAGGCUGGCACGCAGCCCCUCUGCAGGAAGCAUGCGCUGCGGGUGCUGGAUAUGACGGGCCUCCUGGAUGACGGCGUGGAGCAGGACCCUGGCACCAUGAGCAUGUGGGAUUGCACGGCAGCUGUGGCCCGCACGUGCAUCGCACAGCAGCAGGGCAGGACUGCAGAGCCUGGCCUGGCCCCUGUUCCUGUGGAGGUUCGUGUGGACCUGCGGGUAAACCGGGCUUCCUAUGCAUUCUUGCGGGAGGCACUCCGCAGCAGCGUAGGCAGCCCGCUGCGGCUCUGCUGUCGGGACCUGCGGGCUGAGGACCUGCCCAUGCGCAAUACCGUGGCCCUACUGCAGCUUCUGGAUGCAGGCUGCUUGCGCCGCGUGGACCUGCGCUUCAACAACUUGGGCCUGCGUGGCCUGUCCGUCAUCAUCCCACACGUGGCCCGCUUCCAGCACCUGGCCAGCCUGCGGCUGCACUAUGUACAUGGGGAUUCUCGGCAGCCCUCGGUGGAUGGUGAGGAUAACUUCCGCUACUUUCUGGCCCAGAUGGGCCGCUUCACCUGUCUGCGGGAGCUCAGCAUGGGCUCCUCUCUCCUCUCAGGGCGGCUGGACCAGCUGCUCAGCACCCUGCAGAGCCCCCUGGAGAGCCUGGAGCUAGCCUUCUGUGCCCUGCUGCCUGAGGACCUGCGUUUUCUGGCACGGAGCUCCCAUGCUGUCCACCUCAAGAAGUUGGACCUGAGUGGCAACGACCUGUCUGGGAGCCAGCUGGAGCCCUUUCAGGGUCUAUUGCAGGCAGCAGCAGCCACACUGUUGCACCUCGAGCUGACCGAGUGCCAGCUUGCUGAUACCCAGCUGCUGGCCACACUCCCUGUGCUGACUCGUUGUGCCAGCCUCCGCUACCUCGGCCUCUACGGCAACCCGCUGUCCGUGGCAGGACUCAGGGAGCUACUGCGGGACUCAGUGGUGCAGGCUGAGCUGCGCACAGUGGUGCACCCUUUCCCCGUGGACUGCUAUGAGGGCCUGCCCUGGCCCCCGCCUGCCUCUGUCCUCCUGGAAGCCUCUAUCAAUGAGGAGAAGUUUGCCCGUGUGGAGGCCGAGUUGCACCAGUUGCUAUUGGCCUCAGGCCGUGCACACGUGCUCUGGACCACAGACAUCUACGGGCGCCUGGCUGCAGACUACUUCAGCCUGUGA
Molecule: messenger RNA, 1482 nt
Organism: Rangifer tarandus platyrhynchus (Svalbard reindeer)
Lineage: Eukaryota; Metazoa; Chordata; Mammalia; Artiodactyla; Cervidae
Source: the annotation of a GenBank genome assembly